AUAUAUAUAUAUAUAUAUAUAUAUAUAUAUAUUAUACUAUUCGUAUAUAUCUCCUAUCUGAAAUGAUGACCAAAGACACAUCCUGGUACACAGUAGGCAAAAAAAAAUAUAAUAGUUAAUAUUGUUAAAUGAGAAAUGUGAAGAAAAUAAUAUGGAUUAGAGAUAGAUAGCUCGGCCGCUUGUAGAGUGCGCAAGUAUAAAUCAAAAUAACUGUAAAUAAACAAAAUUUUAUUAAUAGCAGAUAUCAAAUAUGGAAUAUAACUCAUAUCCGUUUCCGAUGAUCCGCGCUCCUAAACAACACUGUUAUGAAUUGCGUAUGUAACAUGAUAUAUUAUAUAAAUGUAAUGCUAAAAUCUUGAAAACAAAAACAGAUAUAUAUUUGUAUAAAAAGAUGAAAUUUUUAUCUCUAAAAGCUGUUUGAUAAAUUUUGAUACAUUAAUAAACUCACAUCUGCAAAAUUUUCUACGUGCAAUGCACGGACUUUCGUUCAAGAUUUUUUUCAAAACUGCUUUCAAUUUUCGAAAUGCAAAUAAAUAAGAAAUGGAGUCAAGGAUAAUGAAUACUUCAUGACAGUGAAGUUAUCUAUUUUAUGUGCGCUAUUUCUCUGACUAUUCAUCAAUUACCCGCAAUGAUACCACGUGCGGCAAUUUAUAAAUGUGACAAUCACGUUAACAAGCGUCGCUAUUAUCAUCGUUUUUAUGUUGAAGUUAAUCACUAGAUAUUCCGCGAAACGUGCACAUACAUACGCGCAUAUAUACAAACAACGAGUACCUAUAUAAGAAAGCAGCACCAAAAAGAGCAUAGCAAUUGGGGAGUAAAAACUGAGCGAAACGGGCAAUUCUGCUUACGAGUUUGAAGAUAAUCGCACUCUCGAAAAAUGAGUACGUCAUCAAGUCCUACGGACAUUUGGUAUCAGAUACUUGAUUAUCAGAUACCGCAACCACCAUGUUCGUCGCCCUUCGUAAGUGGACUCACAAUGACAGAUGUCUGCUCCGCCAGUAACGCCAAUUUAUUUCUGAAUAUAUUGAGCAUGUUAACUACUUAUAGCACAAUAAUUAACGGUGUUUGCGAGCGUAUCACGCCUGUUACAAAAGUGUCCGAUACUUACGAUUUUAUUGUCGUUGGAGGUGGUGCAGCUGGAUCAGUCGUAGCUUCCAGAUUGAGCGAGAUCGAGGAUUGGUCUGUACUCCUCGUGGAAGCGGGACCGGAUGAACCAGCUAACACACAAGUACCAAGCAAUUUUCUAAUCUUUCUCGACACGGACUUGGAUUGGAAGUAUAAAACCACCAACGAAUCGCAUUCGUGCUUGAGUACCAACGGCAGUUGCAGCUGGCCGAGGGGCAAGAAUCUCGGCGGAUGCACUUCCCAUCAUGGUAUGGCGUACCAUCGCGGCCACGAGAAGGAUUACGCCAAGUGGGUUGAAAUGGGAAAUAUAGGCUGGUCAUGGCAAGAGGUGUUACCGUAUUUCAAAAUGUCGGAAGACAAUAAGGAGAUUGGAAGGGUACGGAAACAGGAUCACGGCACUGGAGGACCGAUGACAGUUGAAAGAUUCCCCUGGCAGCCGAAAUUCGCUUGGGACGUAAUGGAUGCGGCGAAAGAAGUAGGUUUUGGAACUACCGAAGAUUUGGUGGGCCCGGAUAUACUGGGAUUCACCGUCGCACAGACGAUAAGUAGAAACGGCGUUAGACUAAGCACUCCCAGAGCUUACUUAUGGCCGCACAGAAAUCGCCAAAAUCUGCACAUAGCAUUGAACGCAACUGCGCUAAAAGUCAGUCUAGAACAAAAAUCCAAGUCGAAAGUGACAGCCACGGGAAUCACUUUUCGUAUGAAUGACCGUAUUUACAAUGUACGUGCGAGAAAGGAAGUGAUUCUUUCGGCUGGCUCGAUAAACUCGCCUCAGCUUCUGCUCCUGUCGGGCAUCGGGCCCAAGGAUCACUUGGAAUCUUUAAAGAUACAAACAUAUGUCGAUUUGCCGGGAGUCGGCGAGAAUCUCCACAAUCACCAGUCGUACGGCAUAGAUUUCAAUACCAAUCAAAAGAUAAUAGACGAGCUAAAUAUUGAUAAUGCCAAUGAAUAUCUAUACAAUCAAACUGGCCCGAUGUCAUCAACGGGCUUGGCUCAACUUACUGGAAUCCUGGCGUCUAAAUUCACCACUAACGAUGAUCCGGACAUUCAAAUCUUUUUCUCUGGCUAUCAAGCUACCUGUAACACGAGCGAUAGGAUUCCAGACUUGAUAACAUACAAUGAUAAAGAAACCAUUAGAUUUACCUCCGUGAAUUUACAGCCACGUAGUAGAGGUCGAAUCACACUUGCAUCGGACAAUCCUUUGGACCCUCCGAUCAUUUGAGGUAACGAUUUGGCAGAGCCGAUCGACAGAAAUAUUGUUUACGAGGGUAUUCAAAAGAUCUUAAAAUUGUCGAAGGCGGAAGCAUUGAAAAAAUAUGGUUUAAAUAUAAUAAAUGAAAAUGUUCCGGAAUGCGAGCAGUAUAAAAAAAAUGACCGUGAUCAUUGGGAUUGUCAAAUCCAAUAUAACACUCGGCCCGAAAAUCACCAAGCCGGUACUUGCAAAAUGGGACCCUCCUCGGAUCCCAUGGCGGUUGUUAGUCCAGAUCUCAAGGUUUAUGGUGUAGAUGGAUUGAGAGUAGCCGACAUGUCCAUUAUGCCGCAGGUGGUCACCGGUAAUCCUGUCGCUGUGGUCAAUAUGAUCGGCGAAAGAGUCGCUGAUUUUAUCAAGAAUGAUUACAAAGUGAUGAACAAUCGCGUGAUUAACAAACGAAAAUAAUUGGAUUUUAAAAAUGUCCAAUUUUUUUUUAUCUGCGAAAAGAAUUAUGAAUACAAUGGAUAUCUUUUCUCAUAUGAAUUAAUAGAUUCAAUAUAUAUUAAAUAUAUACAGAUAACAUAUUAAAUAAUAUAUAUAAGAUAUAUAUAAUAAAAAAAUAUA
This is a messenger RNA of Cataglyphis hispanica, 2941 nucleotides long. Its product is annotated as glucose dehydrogenase [FAD, quinone]-like. The transcript has 9 exons. The record is from RefSeq and is a predicted model, not a curated record. Gene Ontology annotation, molecular function: flavin adenine dinucleotide binding; oxidoreductase activity, acting on CH-OH group of donors. NCBI's taxonomy places the organism in Eukaryota, Metazoa, Arthropoda, Insecta, Hymenoptera, Formicidae.